CUGCACCGUAGGCUAUAAAAGGAAAUGCUCGGCCAUUGCACGUCGCAUUUGACCGGAUGAAUAUUAAAAAUGCAAUUGGUGAACCUCCUGUGGAUAGGUCUGCUGACGUUUCCGCAGGCAUUCGCCUUGGAUGCAUGUGCAGGACAAAAAUUUGGAUAUAAAGCCGUCGAUCCAGCAGAUCCUCAUGCAUACUACUUAUGCUUCGGCUUACUGGGAAAAAUAAGAAACAAUUGCGCUGAGGGCUUUCGAUUUAAUGUGAAAUCACAGAACUGUGCACAAGUCCCGCAGUCAAGCAUUCAACUCAAAAAUGCAGGCAAUGGCGUUCGAAAUGAGUUCAACAUCAAUCAAAACAUAACCAUGGACAGGCCGAUUAUAUUUAACAUCUUUGGUGGUCUGUGGAAUAAGCCACCAAUACCACCUUUCUUUCCACCAAAACCCACUUUCCGCCCACCUACGCCACCGACAAUUGACGUCUCGUCGACUGAAAGCUCAAGCUCCAGCUCCGAGGCCUUAUCUACGGAGAGUCCAAGUUCCAGUUCGGUAGCCUCAUCUACGGAAAGCUCAAGCUCUAGCUCUGAAGCCUCAUCAACUGCGAGCUCAAGCUCCAGCUCUGAGGCCACAUCUACGGAAAGCUCAAGUUCCAGCUCUGAGGCCUCAUCUACUGAGAGUUCAAGCUCUAGCUCUGAAGCCUCUUCUACUGAAAGCUCAAGUUCUAGCUCUGAGGCCUCAUCUACUGAGAGUUCAAGUUCCAGUUCCGAAGCAUCAUCUACUGAGAGUUCAAGCUCCAGUUCUGAAGCCUCAUCUACUGAGAGUUCAAGCUCCAGCUCAGAGGCAUCAUCUACUGAGAGUUCAAGUUCCAGCUCUGAAGCCUCAUCUACGGAAAGCUCAAGUUCCAGUUCUGAGGCCUCAUCUACUGAAAGUUCAAGUUCUAGCUCUGAGGAUUCAUCUACUGAGAGUUCAAGCUCAAGCUCUGAAGCCUCAUCUACUGAGAGUUCAAGCUCUAGCUCUAAAGCCUCAUCUACUGACAACACUGAGGAUACGACUGAGAGCUCAACUUCAAAUUCUGAGAACUCAACUACUGACACCUCAGAUUCUACUUCCGAGGACUCGACGCAGAGCUCCAGUUCCAGCUCUGAUAACCCAUUUACUGACAGCUCAAGUUCUAGCUCAGAGCCAAUAUCUACUGACAGCUCCAUUUCAAGCUCUAGUUCGCCUGAGAGCUCUACUUCUGAAGAUGCUGAUCCAUCAGAAAGUUCUACGGACAGUCUAAUUACUAGUUCUGAAGAAUCAUCUACUUCAGAAGAAACUGAUCCGGCAGAGAGUUCUACCGAGGCAUCACUAACUUCUUCGAAAGAAACUGAGACCGAGGAUACCAGCUCCUCAGAAAAUCCGAUUGAUGAAACCACUGAAAGUGAAGACACAAAUUCAUCAACUAGUGAAACCCCACUUCUGUCGAAGCCCAUACGAGCUGAUGUGGGAAAGCUUGGUAAGAAAUUGGAGAAUAUUUUAUGGAUUCCAACAGAGGUAGAAGCAGCCGAUUCCGUUUCAGAGUUUGACAAAAGCGCGCCUUGUGCCCUUCUCCCAAGUGGAGCAUAUCUAAGGGAUCCAAUGUCCUGUGCCAACUUUUAUGUCUGUGCUAAUGGGCGCGCUAUUCUGCGAAAGUGUCCGAGAAAUUUGUACUUUGAUAUUGAAAGUAAGGUGUGCAACUUGCCCAACCUUGUAGACUGCUCUCAGCAACAAGAAUCCAUAUCCAUUCCAAAACUAUUGACAUACAGCUUUGGCAAUACUGUUGGCAGUAGCAUAGGGACGACACAAUCAGAUGAAGAUGUCAUAGAAGAUAGUUACCUAGCUGAUAAUGAAUUGUCGACAUCUCUUGAUAGCUCAGCUCUAACCACCGAAGAUCUGGACGAUGAGUUAGAAGAAGACUCAGAAACUUCAGAGUCACCAACGUUAGUGUACACAGAAGAGGAUAUCUUCGACUUUGAUGUAUUCGACACCAAUGAUUGGGAAGACACUACUUAUUUUGACGAAGAAUCCAUUUGCAGCUCGCAGCCAAAUGGUGUGCAUCUGAGACAUCCAAACUCAUGCAGUAAGUUCUACAUAUGUGCAAGUGGGCGUGCCGUUUUGCGAAGUUGCCCAUCCAGCCUGUAUUUUGAUAUAAAGAAAAGAGUUUGCAAUUUCCCUGCUGCUGUUGACUGCAGUAUUAACGAAGACGAAAGUGGAAAUGACGAAGAUCCAUCCCUGCUGACCGAUAAACUGCCCAAAUACUUAUCAAAUACACUUAGAAGAGCAAAGUCUCCCAAAACACGUAAAAUAGACAGUGUUACAUCAGGCAGCAACUCUAUUCAAGGCUCUGCAACAAAGAUGGAGCAAACCAAGUUAUCUUCACCUGAGAUUCUAAAAACUAACAAUGCGGCACUAUCCUCAGCGAAAUCUGAUAUCUUAUCUUCCCAGAACUCAAAUUCACCAAAAGAGCAAGGCAAUCUCAAUAACGAUCUUAUACAUAAAGGAACGGUAUCUUCAACGAAUAAAGUUAUCUCAAAGGACACAUCAGAUGUAAAGCAAAGUCAAAGCAAACUUUCUGUAUCUGAGAGCCUCAAAUCUAAGGAUACGCCACUACCUUCACCGGGAACGUAUCUCCCCAAGGAUCAAAAUAAAUUCGAUAAGGAUCUGACAUCUAAAACAGCAGUAUCAUCAUCAACGAAGACCGUUAUCGCAAAAGACACAUCAGACGUAACGCAAGUACAAAGCAAACUGUCUGUAUCUGAGAGCCUCAAAUCUAAGGAAACGACACUAGCUUCACCAAUAAUUCUCUCCAAGGAUCAAGGGAAACCAUAUGUAGCUCAGAAUCUGAAAGCUGAUCUACCAAAGGAGCAAGGUAAACAAGAUAAGGAUCUGAUAUCUAAGGCAGCGGUAUCAUUAUCAACAAAGACUGUUAUCGCAUCGGACACCUCAGAAUUAAAAAAUGAGCAAAGCAAACUUUCUGUAUCCGAGAGCCUCAAAUCUAAGGAAACUCCACUACCUUCACCAGGAAAGUAUCUCUCUGAGGAUCAAAAUAAACUCGACAAAGAUUUGACAUCUAAAACAACAUCAUCAUCAACGAAGACCGUUAUCGCAAAAGACACAUCACAAGUAAAGCAAGAGCAAAGCAAAUUGUCUGUAUCUAAGAGCCUCAAAUCUAAGGAAACGCCUCUGCCUUUACCAAUAUUGGUUCAAUCCAAGGAUCAAAGCAAACAAAAUAUAGCUCAGAGUCUGAAAGCAGAUCUAUCAAAAGAUCAGGGAAAGCUAAAUAAGGCUCUGAUAUCUAAGGCAGCGGUAGUAUCUUCAACGAAAAUUAUCGCAAAGGACACUUCUGAAGUAAAGCAAGAUCAAAGCAAAUUAACUGAUAGUCUCAAAUCAAAGGAAAUAGUACCAACUUCAUUGAAGACGGAUCUUUCCAAGAUCCAAGACAGCCCUGAGAAAAAAGAAUCUAACAAUGUGAUAUUGCCUCCAACGAAAUCAGAUAUUUCAAAAAAUAAUACAUCAGGAGUCAUCCAAAAGAUAUCCGAAUCUAAGCAAGGACAAAACCAAUUAUUAGGGCCUACGGAAUCAAAGGAUCAAAUGAGUACAUCUGUAGUUGAGAGCCUGAACUCUAAUGAAAAGGAAUUGCUCUUGAUGAAAUCAAUUCUUACAAAAGAUGUAUCCAAAUCAAAGGAAGAGCUAUCUAAAGUUGAGAGUGCAAAGUCUAGCGAAACGGUUUUACUUUCAACAAAAACAGUUACUUCAAAUAAGAUUUCUAUACCACAGCAAGGCAAGGAACUUAUGCCGAAAUCUGAUCUGACGGAUAGUAAGUCUUCUGUACAGCAUGACCCAACAAAGCCAUCUCUUGCUGUAAGUCUGAAGUCUAGCGACGCAGUCCUGUCAAAUGAGAAAUCGAGUCAAAAUCUAGAGCAACGGAAACUACCUGUAUCUGAUAAUCUAAAAUCUAAGCAAACGUAUUCACCUUCUACAAAAUCGGAUCUCUCAAAGGAGCAAAUCAAACCAGGUAAAAUUGUGGAUGUGAAAUCUAACAAGACGGUAAUACCCUCAGAGAAAUCAAACCUCUUCAAGAACACGCCAAAACCAGAGGACAAACAUUUCAAGCCAACUGUAGUUGAGAAUCUGAAGCAUAAGGAGAAGCAAUUAUCUUCAACGAAGUCGGAUCCUCUGAUGAAGCAAGUGCAAAGCAAACCAUCUGUAGAUGAAAAUCUCAAGGCUCAGGAGAUGAGUCUAGCCCAAUCGAAAGCAGAUCUCUCGAAGACUACGUUAAAAGCAGAGCAAAACAAAACCAAACCAACUACGGGACUAAAAUCUAAGGAAACAGUAGUGCCAGCCGCAAUUGUUGAUCUCUCUAAAGAAGCAUCACAACUAAAGAUGGUACAAACCCAACCAGCUGUAGGCUCGAAUCUAAAAUCCAACGGAAAGGUAUUAUACUCAACGAAAACGGAUCACUCGAAGGAACAUGACAUUCCAUCUGCAGCUGAGGCUCUGAAGUACAUUGAAAACCUUAUAUCUUCCACACUAUUUGAUCUUUCAAAGAACGCAUCGGCUUUAAAGAACCUACAGAUUGUGUCCAAAGCAGAAAACAUAAUUGUGCCUUUGGAAGACGCGAUUGACUCGAAAUGUAGUUCUUUACCUAAUGGUGCUUUUAUAAGAGAUCCAAAUCUCUGCGCUAAGUUUUAUGUGUGCUCUAAUGGGCGUGCCAUACCUCAUAGUUGCCCGAAUGUUCUCUAUUUCGAUAUUAAAAAGAAGGUCUGCAAUUUCCCCAGCCUAGUGGACUGUACGAGUGACGAGGAUUAUAGUACAGCUCCACAAAGUCCUUUGAGCCCGACCGAUGAUUCUCCAUCCGAACCAGAUGAUUCGCCAACUCCAGAUUGUAGUUUAUUCCCAAAUGGCGAAUAUGUUAGGCAUCCAAGAUCAUGUAGCAAAUUUUAUGUCUGCGCCAAUGGAAAGGCCAUCCCUAGACAGUGCCCCAAAGGUCUCUACAUAGACACUGAGAUAAAAUAUUGCAAUUAUCCCAGUCGCGUGAGAUGCACAAUCGAGGUUGCACCCAGCCCAAGUAUUUCAGUUAUUACAGGCACAGAGGUCAACUGUAUCAAUAAGAGAGAUGGAACCACUAUGCGGGACUCGGAGCUCCACAAUAAGUAUUACGUUUGCCGAAACGGCACUCCAGUUACCCAUUUCUGUGACCCAGGGAAAUGGUUUGACCUUAAUCGAGGGGUCUGCGACCAGAAGCAGUUGGUCGACCACGACCCAUUAGUGCCCUGGCUCUAAUUUCUUUAAUGAAAUAACAGAAUGUAUAACUAUAAAUGCAUAUAAAAGGUGUAGGGUUUUGCUAUUUGGAUAUGUAUAGGCUGCGAUAUAGUUAUGUAAGCAUA
Messenger RNA from Drosophila arizonae, 5396 nucleotides. RefSeq names its product probable GPI-anchored adhesin-like protein PGA55. Lineage: Eukaryota; Metazoa; Arthropoda; Insecta; Diptera; Drosophilidae. The record is from RefSeq and is a predicted model, not a curated record.